AUGCUCCCCCCUGAGGUUUGGAAUAUAAUCUGCGGCCAAUUGUCCCAGUUCGAUCUCUGCUCGCUUCUCACAGUCAACAGAGACAUCCACGAAAUAGCAUUGGCCCAGCUGUACUGCUCCAUCACCGUCGACUACCACUACACCCAGUUCGACCCCGAAUAUGUCCAGACCGAUCCCUUGCUCAGCACGAGACAGACGUACAUCAGAACGAAAUCCAACAUUACGGCGUUCUUCAAGAGCCGCAGAAAAGCCUUUCUUCGCGUCCGAUCGUUCCAGGUGGUGCAUCUUCCGCAGGAGUUCAUCGACUUCGAGACAAAGCUGGCUGAAUGUCUGCCCAAAAUGGAGAAUCUGGUCUUGUUGAGGAUCGAGCAGCCGGUCUCGCUCGAUCUGCUCCAGGGCGCCGCCCCAAACAUACAACAUCUUGCCCUGUCGCUGAACAGCUUCCGCAAGUCGAAACACCAGUUCGCGUCCCUGCCCCUAAAAACACUCGCUAUCGGGCCUUCUAACCAGCCCGACAAAUUAUUAUCGAGUCUGGUGAAACACCCGCAAAAAAUACAGGGCCUCGAGUUUGUGUGGCCGCACCGCAAAAUCAAGCUCCACGACCUCGUGGCGUCCGCAGACUCGCAAAAACUGCCCCUCGAUGCCUACAAUAACAUCGCACACCUCAGUCUCGUGAGCGCAAUCGUCUCGCCGCAGGACCAGUUUCUGCGAAAAAUCGAGUCCCGCCUCGAAUCUCUCUGUUUCAUCGACGUCAACGAGAUCGGCCAGUCGGGGUCCAUUCUCGACGCGUUCCGGCCCAUCAAGCUCAAACGUCUGGGCAUCGAUCUGCGCCAGGGAUCCAAGGACUCUGUUGCGCCUUUUCUCGAUCGACUGGCUCCAGGCUCACUCCACGAACUCCAUCUGGUAAUUAGAUACAACUGUCUCAAACGGACACCGCUGGAAACGCUUGUGGACCAGUACAUCGCCGCCAUAGAAAGACAGUCUGCCAGCCUACGCAAAAUAUCGCUCGAAAUCCGGUUCGAGAAAGAGCUGGUGGAAAUCCAAGAACAGCUUUCCGAGGCGCAAUUCGGCCGCCUCUUCAUGAACCACACGUUCCCUGCGCUCGAGUCUCUCCGCAUCCAAACACAGUUUGCAUUCAUUUGCAAGGACAAGUUGACUUUCUUUCGAAACCUUCCUAGACUCCAUAAAUUAUGGAUCCUUGGUAGCAACGCGUUUGAGAAACACUGGGGACUGGGAAACGCGUAUCCGGGCGUGUUCGACAACUGGCUCAGAAUCCAGCAUCUCCCUAUAGGAUUGGUGAACAACGAGCCACGGCCAAAAACGUCGCUCCGCUACAUGAAACUCGACGACUGUCUGUUCGAAAUAAAGGAGAAAAAUGACACCAAAGAAGUCAUCCCCAGAGACUCCAUAGACAGCUGGUUCGAGUCUCAGACCCGCGUGCGCGCUGUGCGUCCAUUGAACUAG
This is a messenger RNA of Ogataea angusta, 1464 nucleotides long. RefSeq lists its product as uncharacterized. NCBI's taxonomy places the organism in Eukaryota, Fungi, Ascomycota, Pichiomycetes, Pichiales, Pichiaceae. Bases 1 to 1464 code for a protein of 487 amino acids. The transcript has a single exon. The record is from RefSeq and is a predicted model, not a curated record.